GCGCGCACGAGGACCGGCCGGCCGCAGCAUCCGAUUCUUCCCACGUCCGAUCCAACCCCCCUGUCUGGCGCUCGUGGGAGCAUGAGCAUCAUCACCGCCGCACGAGCCGGGCACGUAACGUAACCUCGCCAACCGGCGCCCUCGCCCCGCGUGGUGCCUCGCCGUCUCUCUUUAUAAUCAGCAGGGGCGUCGCACCACCGCAUCAUCACUCUACUACUCCACCUCUAGCCGUCUCGCUCUCCUAGUUUCUUCCAUCAACCUCCUCUCCUCUCCUCUCCUCUCGCCUCGGGUUCUCCCUUCGACUGCUUCGAGACAAGGAAGGAAGAUGGCGGACGAGGGGACGGCCAACUGCAUCGACAUCAUCCUCGCCAUCAUCCUGCCGCCGCUCGGCGUCUUCUUCAAGUUCGCCUGCGGGAUCGAGUUCUGGAUCUGCCUGCUGCUCACCUUCUUCGGCUACCUCCCCGGCAUCAUCUACGCCGUCUGGGUCAUCACCAAGUAGCCGCCCCUGCCUGCCUGCUUGUCUCUAGGUGAUCCAUGGCCAACUUGUUCCGUUUGUCCGAGACGCGAGCCAGGUGAUCCAUGGUGCUGCGUACGCGUUGUGUGUUCAUGCUGUUGUACAUCUGUUUGUUGUUCUUGCUUGAUGAUUAGACUCCUCUCCUCCUGUCGCCUUCCCCAGUGUAUCCAUGCAUCCAGUUGUUCCUCUGUCCAUUUUCGUCGUCCAUGUACUUUGAUGAAUUAAUUAAUUAAUCAAUUGAUUGGUGGAGAAAUUUUCCGAUU
Messenger RNA from Hordeum vulgare subsp. vulgare (domesticated barley), 777 nucleotides. RefSeq names its product hydrophobic protein LTI6A. Lineage: Eukaryota; Viridiplantae; Streptophyta; Magnoliopsida; Poales; Poaceae. The record is from RefSeq and is a predicted model, not a curated record. The transcript is spliced from 3 exons. Gene Ontology annotation, cellular component: membrane. The coding region runs from base 326 to 499 and encodes 57 amino acids.